This is a messenger RNA of Bombyx mori (domestic silkworm), 4261 nucleotides long. RefSeq lists its product as uncharacterized. The coding region runs from base 3429 to 4160 and encodes 243 amino acids. The transcript has 6 exons. The record is from RefSeq and is a predicted model, not a curated record. NCBI's taxonomy places the organism in Eukaryota, Metazoa, Arthropoda, Insecta, Lepidoptera, Bombycidae.
GCCGCCUUGGGUUCUGGAAGCGGAGGCGCUCGCCGCUGACUAUAAGUGGCGGGCUGACCUUCGUGCCCGGGGCGUGGCGCGUCCCAGCCCCAGUGUGGUCAGAACGCGGAGGGCCCAAUCUCGGCGGUCCGUGCUAGAGUCAUGGUCCAGACGGCUGGCUGAUUCUUCGGCUGGUCGUAGGACCGUCGAGGCGAUUCGCCCGGUCCUUGUGGAUUGGGUGAAUCGUGACAGAGGACGCCUCACUUUCCGGCUCACGCAGGUGCUCACUGGGCAUGGUUGUUUCGGUGAGUUCCUGCACCGGAUCAUGCACCGGAUCACAGCCGAGCCGACGGCAGAGUGCUACCAUUGUGGUUGCGACUGGGACACGGCGGAGCACACGCUCGUCACCUGCCCCGCAUGGAGGGGUGGCGCCGUGUCCUCGUCGCAAAAAUAGGAACCGACUUGUCGUUGCAGUGUUGUGGCAUCGAUGUUCGGCGGCGACGAGUCGUGGAAGGCGAUGCUCGACUUCUGCGAGUGCACCAUCUCGCAGAAGGAGGCGGCGGGGCGCGUGAGAGACGCACAAUCCCGCCGCCGUCGAGCGGGGGCCAGGGAGGCGGAUCUCGCCCAAGCCCUGGCCCUCUAAGUUUUUCGGAUCCCCCCCCUCACAUGUCGGUCUGGGGACCGGCGAGGGGGGCCUAAGAAGACGACGUGCAAGCUGCUGUGCACGCGUUUUACGCAAGAGCAUCCGGGUGAUGGAAGGCCGGCUAUCCUCGACCCACGCUGGUUCUGGCCCAGCGGGGUUCAGUAGGGUAACCCACUCUAACCGGCGCCAUCUAGGCGGGCUUCGGACAGUUUGCCGACCGAGAGGGCUAGUGGUCGUGGCGCCGACGACCGCCAGUCCGGCGUCCCUAGGGGGAGGGUGAUGGGAGAGAUGUGCUCCGCACUAAACGCUUCACUUGCCCCCCUUUACCUUUUCAUGAGUUCUGUCUCAUGCGAGAUUUGGACGUUGGUUGUUGAGCGACAGGAGGUUUUAGUCGGUUCGACUUCGACAUGCCCCGCCCUCCAUCCCCAGUGGAGGGCGGAAGUCCGGCGAUUUACUCCUGACCAAAAAAAAAAAGAAUUAGUAAACGAAUUAGUUGACGAAUUAAUUGACGAUUUAGUAAACGAAUUAGAAGAUGAAUUAGUAAACGAACUAGAAGUGGUUUUGCACGCUUGUGCAUAUGACCUAAUGAUUUUUGCGAUUUAGUAAAGUUACGUAAUUUUGCACCUGUUUGGUUUGCAGAUAAUCGCCGGCACACUUGCGAUACUUGACACGUUAGUUUAAAUUACUGUCGGUUUUCUCGACUUCGCAACACUUAAAAGGUGAAGAUUCCGAGCCAGGUGUAAUAUUAUUAAGCGGGCGAUAUUUAUUAUAAGAAUUCUUACGUAAGUUGUUAUUGUAUUCGCGUUUCCUAUAAUAUGUGAUGACCUGGAUUUUUACAGUAACUGCAAAUUAUUUGAGGUGAACCUUUUUGUUUCGGUUCUAUUUUUGUUGAACUAAAUGAACUAACUUGCGAUGAUAAUUUAGGCUGAUGAUGAUUUAAAUGAGACUUAGCAACGAAGUUCUGGAUUUUUCCCUCCUCAAUGGCGAUAUUAAUUGCUUUGUUAAGGUUUUUGGAGUUACGACAUCGCACCAUGUUACCAAUACGAGGAGUCAGUCCGAACAUAAAAGAGGGUAUCGCCAGGUCCUCUGUCAUGGCAAUACGACCUGGUAAGUCUUUUUUUGAUGUGUUAGAAAAGGGUUUCCCGACUUCCAUUAUAUGAAUUAAUGAAAUUACAAAGUACUUGAAUAGGGUAUUGUUAGCUCAAGACUAUUUCACUUUUAGUAGACAUUAUGAUAUUACGAGUAUUAGUAUUGACUUUUGACAGUAACAAAACAGACACUAGCACAAAGAAGAUCAACUAUAAAAUGUAGUAUUUAUUCGAGACGAAUAAUUCACUUACCGCAAGAAUAUGAGAGCUAUUAACUUCAUCGGAGAGCGCACUUAUAAGGACGGGACUAAGGUAUUCAAACGACUGAUAACUUCUAAGUAUGAUUUAUUACUGCUCUCCUAAUUAAACGAUACAUGUUUAUAUAAGUGCUUACUUACUACGUCACAUGCACUACUAAAAUAAAAAUAAAAAGAAACCAUUAAAGGUUCUUUUUUAUAUUAAGAGGUCUUUUUUUUAACUUUGGAAUAAACAUUGAAUAGAUAAAACAGAUUAUACGAACGAUACAAUGUUCUAUUCUAAAAAUAGAAUAGUACGGAUGCAUUUCUUAUCUCUAAUCAUCGUAUAUGCUCUGGUUCAUAUUACCAGAUACAAUCAGUAACCAAAGUGUUUUCCUAAACAUUAUUUUAUUAUGUAUAAUAUCGUAUAUGCUCUGGUUCAUGUUACCAGAUACAAUCAGUAACCAAAGUGUUUUCCUAAACAUUAUUUUAUUAUGUAUAAUAUGGUCUACUUCUAUUUUUAUGAACUAUUUUCUCCUUACCAUCUACUAAUAUGAUAACAUUAGGCGAUAUAUCCUUAACAACUGUAAAUUGACCCAAAUAUAGUGGAUCAAGUUUGUUACAAUUUUCGUUUUUUACUAAAAUUAAAUCCCCGGAUUUAUAUGUAAUCGGGUUUACAUAGCUGUCAUACCUGCCUUUCCUUGUACUUUACUGUCAUAUAAAUUACAUUUCGCUUCUUGUUGUGACUUUUGUAUACGAUAUUUUAAUUCUAUUGGAUAACUAUCAAAAUUAUACACUGGAUCAAUAUGUUAGUUAGUGAGGUUACUCGGUAAAUUGCAUGACUUUCCGAAUACAAGUUCGUAAGACGUAAAAUUCGCUUGUUCGUAAAAUAACAAGUUAGAAAACGUGGAGCAAAUUACACUCAAGAGGAAAAAACAUUGCUGCUGGAUCUCAUCAUGCAGUAAGUACCUACCUAUGGUUUACACUUAGCUUGUUGUGCUGGUAAAUAAAUAAUCUGUCUAGAAGAUGAUAAAUUUUCGGAGAUACAAGUAGGUAUUUAAAUCUAGCCAGUUAUAAUAAACUGUAGGGCAAACAUGGUGAAGUCCCUUGACUGUAACAUCAAAUUAAGAUUUUACCAAAAUUACAACAUGGCAAUUCUGUAAUUUUAAACAUUAUAUAUUGUAAAGUUUAGCUGUAUAACUUGUUAUUUUUGCAGAUGUAAAGAUAUUUUGGAAAGUAAACGAACAGGUGGCAUUAUUAUCCAAAAGAAAAAGGAGGUUUGGAGAACUAUAACCUCAAAAUAUAAUAGCAGCUGCAGUAGUGGUCCCAGGGAUGUUGACCAGCUGAAAGCUUUAUAUGACAAUAUGAAGCAAAAAUCUCGCAAAGAAAUUGGAGAAAAAAAUGUAAAUUUAAUUCUUAAUUCCGUAGGGCACAGUAUAAGAUCAUAGCUAUAUUUUAAUUAAAGUAGCAUAUAUUCAGGCAAUGGAAAUGGAAGUUGUGACUGAGGCAGACGUUACACGAGCUUUAAUAAACAUUAAAGAAGACAAGAUCGAAAUGAAAAAGACUGGUGGUGGCUUCUGGAAACCAAAAUCUACGGAAACAGAUGCAAAAGUUCUUUCAAUAAUAAAAGAACAGACGGAACCACUUCACAAUCCAUAUGAUAGUGCAGCAGAUUUUUUUAAUGAUGUAGUUGAAAUAACUUGUACUGACGAAGGCAACAAGUUAAUUGACAACGAUUUAAUAAAUUCAUCUCCGUACACACCUUGUGUAGCACUAAAAGAAAUAAGUAUGACUACAGAUCUCGAAGAAGUAACCCCCAAAAGAGUAGCAUCGGAAAGUGAGGGAAAAGUUCUAAAGAAAAGAGAAUUUUCAAUGGAAUCUGGCAGUAUAAAGAAAAUAAAUGAACCAGCACAUAUCAAAAUGCUACAAAAAAAGAAAGGUUGGUACACAGCCAAGCUUUAUCUUGUUAUACAUUUGUUAAGUUACAUAUUGUUGAAAAAAUUAUACUGGCAUUUUUGUUUCAGUGACUCCAAGAAAAUUAAUAAAAAAAUCAUCUGCAGAGCAGUUAAAGAACACAUAUUUAAAAAAAAAAAAAGUCAGAAUGCUGAUUUGGAAAGAAAAAAGCUGAUGGUUGAGAUAUUAAACUUCAAAAAAGAGCAUGAACUUCGGAUGCAGAUUCUAAAAGCAAAACAGUGGAGACUAGAAAAACAUUAGUCUCCACUGAUUUGCUUUUUUUAAAUCUUCAUGUUCAUAUGAAUUCAUUUUUAACAUUUUUCAUACUAUUGUUAGCCACAGGAAUAAAAACAUAUUUCGCA